GGGUGCUCCAAAUCAACGUCUUCCACAACGCCAGCUCCACGGACAUGGAUAUGAGAGUCCUGCUGGGCGACCUGGAGACCCACUCCGUGAACUGCAGCACCUGCGAGAUCCGCUUCCUGCAGCCCUGGGCCCAGCAGGGCCUGACCCCGAAGGAGUGGCAGGACCUGGAGCUGCUGACCCAUUAUUACCUGUCUGACUUCAACCGGACUGUGAACACAAUAGCCCAGCACCACGGAGGGGGCUACCCCUUUGUUACCCAGGUCUCCCUCGGCU
Messenger RNA from Chrysemys picta bellii (western painted turtle), 273 nucleotides. The record is from RefSeq and is a predicted model, not a curated record. Lineage: Eukaryota; Metazoa; Chordata; Testudines; Emydidae.